This is a messenger RNA of Carcharodon carcharias (great white shark), 1335 nucleotides long. It is a transcript of the gene xgb, whose product is annotated as x globin. The record is from RefSeq and is a predicted model, not a curated record. The transcript is spliced from 5 exons. Lineage: Eukaryota; Metazoa; Chordata; Chondrichthyes; Lamniformes; Lamnidae. Gene Ontology annotation, molecular function: oxygen binding; heme binding. The coding region runs from base 1 to 696 and encodes 231 amino acids.
AUGGGGUGCGCUUUAUCCGGGACGGGGGUCGAUCCCGGUAAACCCAGUCCGGAUGUGAACGGUCCGGGUCCCCGAACGGGCACCGAUUCUGCUCCGGGUUCAGGGCUGAGUUCCCGACGCCUGUCCGAGGCGGGACCGUCUGCUUCCCGCCCGCCGUUCCCCCUGUCCGAAGAGCAGAAGGAGCUGGUGCAGGAAUCUUGGAAAGUCUUGCAUCAAGACAUCGCCCGGGUCGGCAUCAUCAUGUUCAUCAGGCUGUUUGAAACCCACCCUGAAUGCAAGGAUGUCUUCUUCCUCUUCCGUGACAUAGAGGAUCUUCAGCAGCUGAAGAUGAGCAAGGAGCUGCAAUCUCACGGACUCCGUGUAAUGUCCUUCAUUGAGAAAAGUGUGGCGAGACUAGCGCAGGAAGACAAAUUGGAACAGUUGGCUUUUGAACUUGGACGGAGUCAUUGUAGAUACAAUGCUCCACCUAAAUAUUAUGAGUAUGUUGGAGUGCAGUUCAUUGCUGUGGUGAAACCGAUCUUAAAAGAAAAAUGGACACCAGAUGUGGAAGAAGCUUGGAAGUGUUUGUUCGAUUAUCUAACAAGGAUGAUGAAGAGGGGUUACCAAGAUGCUGAACAGAGAAACGGUGUCAAUCAAGCCAGCUACACAAAGCGGCGAGUUCCGUCUGUCUCCAACUCCAGCCAGAACAUCAUCUAAAGCUCAUUGUACCUGGGCCUCAGGAGGAGAUGGAAGAGAGCCAACCAAUGCAGAUGCGCUUGUGUGGAUCAAUUUCUGUGUUGAUGGUGGCAGAGGGGUAGUUAAAAUUUGUCUUUGUGCGAAUUUAAGUGAGGCUUAAAUGGUUUGUCCCCCUUUUUUUUUGGUUUGCUUUGAAAAGCUGUACCAGCCAUUUCCCCAACAUCAGCACCCUCCACGGCACCAAUAAGAACCUGGCUGCCCAGUGUCGGACCUCUGGACAGAGGAUGAGCAGAUUUGGUCCUCAGCCUUGGUGGCAUUCACUACAUCACCAAAACAGAUUGACCAGCCGCGCCUCUUACCGCUGCUGUGGGAUAUUGGUGUGCAUCAGUUGCCUGCAGGCAACAGUGAUUCAUUGGCACUUUUGAGGGCAGGAAAGGUGUGCCUAUGCAGUCUGGAUGAAGUCCAGAUCCUCGAUCUACAAGAAUGAAAUGCUCCACAUUCCAAAUGCCCAUUUCUUUAUAUUUAAGGGGAGAUUGUGGUUGGCAAUGUGACUGGACUAGGAAUCCAGGGGCCCAGCUUAGUGGUCUGGGGACACAGGUUCAAAUCCCACCAUGGCAGCUGAUGGAAUUUAAAUUCAAUUAAUAAAAUCUGGAAUUGAAA